GUUUUGUUCACUUGGUCUUAAUUUCUUAUCUUGUGUUAAUCUUCUCCAUCAACUAUGGGUGGAAAAUGGACAUAUUCACUGUGGAAAUUAAACUUUUAACAACUCGUGAAAUGAAUCAGGAACGUUCUCAUCGCAAUGGGAGGUUGUAUAGGAUUAACACGUAGUAGAAGUGGUGCCAUAGAUGAUUCAUCAGGAUCAGUCAGUCGACCCAACUCAGGUAGUCAACGAAAAAACCAUCCUUUGUGCCAUGAAACAAUCAGAUGGAAGUCUGAUGUGCCCCUCACUGAGGGUCAACUCAGAAGUAAGAGAGACGAAUUCUGGGACACUGCUCCUGCAUUCGAGGGCCGUAAAGAGAUAUGGGAUGCUCUUAGGGCUGCGGCAGUGGCCGCUGAAGCGAUGGAUUAUGAGCUAGCUCAGGCCAUAUUGGAUGGUGCCAGUGUAUCAGUGCCUAAUGGUUAUCUAACUGAAUGUUAUGAUGAGCUAGGUGCCAGAUAUCAGGUGCCCAUCUAUUGUCUUUCUUAUCCUAUAAAUAUUGUGAAAGAGGAUAGUGGUAGAGAUUCACCUGCUGAGUGUUCAGAACCAGUGGAUGGGGGUACAGAAACUGUUUUAAAAUUAAGACUGUCACAUUCUUGUCUGGAUGUUAAAAUUUCUGUUUAUACAACUGAUACAAUUAGUAUCUGUAAAAAGAAGUUGCAGAGUCAAGAAGGGAUAGAAACCUCAAGGCAAAGGUGGUUUUAUGGGGGGAAAUUGUUAGGUGAUAAAUUGCAUGUAGAAGAAGCCAAGAUACCUCCUGGAUAUGUUGUUCAAGUCAUAGUAAAUAUGGAGUCUUUGCCUAUUCUGAAUAAGGCUUCAUAAUGCACAAAAAUCAAAAUCAGGUGAGUUUGUCUCUAGGCGACCGAUUUAUACAGAGGAUCAAAAUAAUAGAAAAAAUAAUGUUCAAACAUCUGAGUUGGUUGAGAAAAAUAAGCGUCAUAUCACAUAGGUAUUUUGGUAAACAGCAAUAAAAGUAUACUCAAUUUGAGAACAUUCAUCGAUAUUUCAAUUGGGGGAAUGAUUGAUCAUACUUGUAUAUAAUAUUGUAUAUUGCUUUGGUUCUUGUAGGCAGGUUGGAU
Molecule: messenger RNA, 1112 nt
Organism: Phaedon cochleariae (mustard beetle)
Lineage: Eukaryota; Metazoa; Arthropoda; Insecta; Coleoptera; Chrysomelidae
Source: the annotation of a GenBank genome assembly